Molecule: messenger RNA, 1373 nt
Organism: Panicum virgatum (switchgrass)
Lineage: Eukaryota; Viridiplantae; Streptophyta; Magnoliopsida; Poales; Poaceae
Product: probable carboxylesterase 15
Exons: 1
Coding region: 203-1189 (328 amino acids)
Molecular function (GO): hydrolase activity
Source: RefSeq, a predicted model, not a curated record
GUGUGACGUGAGCGCGCGGCAAGAACCUUCAUACAUCGCGUGCCUCACUCAGUGACUUUGAGUUUUCCAUUUAGAAAAACCAUCUGGUAUAUACUAUUCCAUAGAGCCUAGGUCCAGCUUUGCAAAUCGUCGGUUCACGGCAAGCUGCGUCGAGCAGUCGUCUGCAUCCUCGACCGACGAUCACCAAUUCACCAGCAUCACCAUGUCCGGCGGCGGCGAAGCGCAGCGGGUCGUGGAGGACUUCUUCGGCGUCGUCCGUCUCCUCGGCGACGGCUCCGUCGUCCGCGGCGACGAAUCGGCCCUCGUGCCGGCAGGGCCGUUCCCGGACGCACCGGGCGUCCAGUGGAAGGACGCCGUGUACGACGCGGCUCGAGGCCUCAAGGUUCGCGUGUACAGGCCACACGCGGCCGCCGGCGACGAGGGCAAGCUCCCCGUGCUCGUGUACUUCCACGGCGGCGGCUACUGCAUCGGCGCCUACGACCAGCCCAUGUUCCACUCCUGCUGCCAGCGCUUCGCCGCCGAGCUCCCCGCCGUCGUGCUCUCCGUCCAGUACCGCCUCGCCCCCGAGCACCGCCUCCCCGCUGCCGUCGAGGACGCCGCGACGUUCUUCUCCUGGCUGCGUGCGCAGGCCUCGCCGGGCGCUGGCGCUGGCGCCGAGCCAUGGCUCGCUGAAUCGGCCGACUUCUCCCGGACGUUCGUGUCCGGCGUGUCGGCCGGCGCGAACCUGGCCCACCACGCCGUGGUCCGGAUCGCCGCCGGGCAGAUCGUGCCCGGCCCGGCUGUGCGCGUCGCCGGGUACGCCCUCUUCUCCGCCUUCUUCGGCAGCGACGAACGCACGGCGACGGAGUCUGAUCCCCCGGCCGGCGCGUCCCUGACGGUGGAGAUGUCCGACCAGCUCUGGCGCAUGGCGCUGCCGGCGGGGGUCACCAGGGACCACCCGCUGGCGAACCCGGUCGCGCCGGGCGGCGCGAGCCUGGAGACGCUGCCGCUGCCACCGGCGCUCGUCGUGGCGCCCGGGCGCGACGUGCUCUGUGGCCACGUGCUGCGCUACGCCGCGAGGCUCAAGGAGAUGGGGAAGGCUGUUGAGCUUGCCGAGUUCCCUGGGGAGCGGCAUGGCUUCUCGGUCGGACAGCGUAGCGAGGCGACGGAGGAGUUGAUGGGAAUCUUGAAGCGGUUCGUCAACAAAUGACUGACUGGAUGAGGUGGACGGAGUCUUUGUCUGCCAUUCAUCUUCGAAUGUAUGGUUCUAGUAUUCAUGCUUUCGUCGUUCCAUACUCAGCUAAAUGUAUUAGCCUUUAUAAACCGUGGGUGUAAUUCAGCUGGUAAGAUUUCUUAUAAUGGAAUAUAUCCAUACAAGUUUGAAUUCUAGAUUC